Molecule: messenger RNA, 1337 nt
Organism: Halteromyces radiatus
Lineage: Eukaryota; Fungi; Mucoromycota; Mucoromycetes; Mucorales; Cunninghamellaceae
Exons: 3
Coding region: 29-1234 (401 amino acids)
Biological process (GO): phospholipid transport; mitochondrion organization
Cellular component (GO): ERMES complex
Molecular function (GO): lipid binding
Source: RefSeq, a predicted model, not a curated record
UUUUUUUUUUGCCACUUUCUUUUUUUAAAUGUCUUUUGAUAUCAAUUGGAAUAAAUUAGAUGAUGAACUGGCUGGAUAUGUACUACAGUUUCUCAACCGUCAUUUUCAAACCAUCAAUAAACCUGCAUUUAUAGGUGAUAUACACGUUACAUCCUUUGACUGGGGAACAACUGCGCCUACAGUGGAAAUCAUUGAUAUUACAGACCCUUUCCCUGAAUUCUAUGAACCUGAAGAAACUGAAGAUGACAUGGAUCAAGAUACCCCUAAAAAACGAGAAGGUAAUCUUCCAGUAUCUGCCACAAAUACAACACCAACUACAACAUCCGCAACACCAGCACCAACCUCCACUUCCAAUUUAUCAACCAUGUCAUCAGCAACAGGUUUGCCCUUAUCGUCAUCUCCUACAAAUACAAGUGAUCCUUAUUUUGACUCUUUAGAAACUUCAAUCAAACAUCAUUACCCAGAUCGACCUACUUACCCCUGGUCACAACAACAACGUAUUCAACUUAUGCAUUCUUUUCAUCGUUCCCCCUUGGUAGCACCUCAACAUCCUUUCAACAAUACCAUGAAUCCUUCCAAUCGAAGUGCUAGCUAUUUUUCACCCGGACCUACUUCACCAACGACAAGCAGUACUUAUUUUGAUCAACGAUAUACGACUUCUCAGGGGGAUAUUCAGGAUUGGAUUGAUGAUGAAGAUAGAAGAAUGAGUUCAGCAGCUGCACCAACAUCAACGACAAACACAGGUACUCCACUAGUUCCACCAUCUUCAGAAACACUACCUUCACAAAAUCAACAACAAGAUCCUUCUUCAACUCAAAUGGACUUUCAAUCUCAUCUAUUGAUAUCUUACAAAGGGGACAUGAGUAUGACCAUUUUGACCGAACUACGUAUGAACUAUCCUAGCAUGGUGUUUAUGUCUUUACCAAUUCAACUUUGUGUCCGUAGUGUGGAAUUCGAAGCAACUGCUGUAGUAGCUUAUAUCCAAAGUAUGAAACGUGUUUGUGUAUCCAUGUUGGAGGCAGAUGAUGAAGAAAUCGUAUCUAUACGGGGAAAAAAUGCUGUGGGUUUGGAAAGUUUGUUAAGGCAAGUACAAAUCGAAUCGGUUGUUGGUGAUAAGCAAAAACAUGUAUUGAAAAACGUUGGCAAGAUUGAAAGAUUUAUUGUUGAUCAAUUACGUAAAAUACUGGAUGAUGAACUUGUGUUCCCAAGUUAUCAAUGUGUGGAAUUAGGAUAAUGUUUAGAUUAGAAUAUCGUAUUAUAGUUAGAAUAGUAUGUAAAUAGAAUAGUGUAAUGAAAUCUAAUAAAUUUUUUGUUUUGAUACUCUUUGAAAAAAAAAA